Triplophysa dalaica is the source of this 1006-nucleotide messenger RNA. RefSeq names its product interferon-induced protein 44-like. The transcript has 8 exons. The record is from RefSeq and is a predicted model, not a curated record. NCBI's taxonomy places the organism in Eukaryota, Metazoa, Chordata, Actinopteri, Cypriniformes, Nemacheilidae. The coding region runs from base 50 to 1006 and encodes 318 amino acids.
AAUUACAUCUUGGACAAUCUUGAGACUAAACCCAGAAGGAAAUAAAGAAAUGGGAGAAACAGAAUCAAAACCUGUACAACCUGCAGCAUCAACGUAUGACCCACGUGAGAAGCUCUGUUUUACAAGGGGGGCCUUGUUUAGUGACGUGAUGACCGGGAUAGAGAGACACGGUAAAGACGAAUUUGAAAAACCAUGGAGGAACUUUAAUUGGAAUCAGAAAUCAGAACUGAAAAAGCAUCUAGAAGAAUUCAGUCUGAGUAAUCCAGAUGUGCAGCACAUCAAGAUUCUGGUUGCUGGACCAAUAGGAACAGGAAAGUCCAGCUUCAUCAACUCGGUCAAUAACGUCUUUCAAGGACGGAUCACCGCUGACGCGCCAGUUAAUUCAUCUUCUGGCGAUGGUAGAAGUUUCACUACUACACUGAAAGGACAUUACAUCAGUCGUGGAAAAAUCCCGUUAGUCUUUGUUGAUAUAAUGGGUUUAGAACCUGAUACAAUGGCCGGGUCACAACCAGAGGACAUCAUCAAGGCUGUAUUUGGCCAUGUGAAGGACGGAUAUAAAUUUGAUGAGUCAAAGCCACUCUCUCAUAAGGAUCAACAUUAUACCGAUGACCCCAGUCUCUCUGACCAGGCUUUCUGUCUGGUUUACGCCAUACCUGCUAAUACAGUCAACAUGACAGAUGACAAACUCAUUGACAAGUUGAAGAUCAUCCGUCACAGAAUCAGUGAAAAGAGGAUUCCUCAAGUGAUUGUUAUGACCAAAGUGGAUGAAGCAUGUCCACUGGUGAAAGAAGAUCUAAAGAAGAUGUACUACAGCAAGAAGAUCAAAGAAAAGAUGCAGGUAUGCCAUGACAAACUGGGUGUGCCGAUGUGCAACAUCUUCCCAGUGAAGAACUAUCAUGAUGAGAUCGACACUGAUGAUGAUGUUGAUGUUCUGAUUCUGAAAGCUCUGGAUCAGAUCGUCCGGCUUGCUGAUGAUAGAUUGUUUAAUAGCAGUGAUACGGUGUAA